CAGCGCCUAAAGUCUUCUCCCUCUCCCUCGCCUCCUCCUCGUCCGCCCCUCUCGCCGUGAGCCCACCCCACAUUGUGCAAGCCCCCAGCAGCAAUGGCCUCGAGCACCGCCGCCAGCUCGGCCCAUCCCGCCUGGACGCGUUCCUACCGAGAACGCGCUGCUCUGUCAAGUGCCUCCCCGCUCGCCGCCUACCUCCUGCGCCUCAUCUCCAUAAAACAGACCAAUUUGUGCCUGUCCGCCGAUGUCGACACCAGCGCCGAGCUGCUUGCCCUCGCCGAAGAGGUGGGCGACUCGAUCUGCGUCCUCAAGACCCACGCCGAUAUCGUCACCGACUUCAACGAGCGCACGGCAAAGAGCCUGCGCGAUAUCGCGCGCAAGAAGCACUUCUUGAUCUUUGAGGACCGCAAGUUUGCCGACAUUGGCGGUACGUGAUCGGCCCUUUUUCUCGCUAUACGCGACCUACUUCCGGCCCUUUUUGCAACUAUUCCCACAUUAUCCCCCCUAAUCCCCCACAACCUCCCUAACACGCCCCAGGCACCGUCCAGAAACAAUACACCAGCGGCCCCC
This is a messenger RNA of Mytilinidion resinicola, 567 nucleotides long. Its product is annotated as OMPdecase-domain-containing protein. The transcript has a single exon. Lineage: Eukaryota; Fungi; Ascomycota; Dothideomycetes; Mytilinidiales; Mytilinidiaceae. Gene Ontology annotation, cellular component: cytosol. Gene Ontology annotation, biological process: 'de novo' UMP biosynthetic process; 'de novo' pyrimidine nucleobase biosynthetic process. Gene Ontology annotation, molecular function: orotidine-5'-phosphate decarboxylase activity. The record is from RefSeq and is a predicted model, not a curated record. Bases 94 to 432 code for a protein of 112 amino acids.